AUGUCGACUCCCACGCACACUCCUACUCCUACUCCCACUCCGCAGUCGACUUCUUCGGCCGAGUUGACAGGCGCCGCAAAACUCGAGGAAGUGACGAGGCUUAUGAGCAAGCUCACGACAGACCUACAAGAGAUCAAUCUCCUCCCACACCAACGGGAUGCACACCUGGACCAGCUUAAAGUAUAUGGGCGGGACCCCACCAAUGCGGACCCGAUAUUCACCAAAGAGGCAAGUCGUAACUUUCCCCCUGCGGGGAUAGAAACCUUGACUCGACAUGCCUUCAACAGCCCUUCACAAGCCACUUCGCGAAAUGCCUUGCGAUGUCUAGCAAAUGCGAUGCUCCUCAAAGCGGAUACGAGACAGACAUUUGUGGAUUUGGAAUACAUGUCCAAGGCAUGCAACAAAUUGAAGUUUGAUAGUUGGGAAGACGAAUUCUUAGUCUCAAGGAUCGUCUUUCUUACGACCUAUGACACAAAUAUCGAUAUCGAAAAGCUCAUCGACGAGGACCAUCUAGCUGAGAGCAUCUGCUCAAAUAUCAACCGACAUGCGAAGCAAUUCGGCCCUAAGCCUAAGAAGCCCAAGGAGCCGAUGGAAGACAUGGCAUUGAACGAAACAUUAAAGCUACUCUUCAACGUCACACACUUCUGUGCCCAACGUAGCGGAGCUUUCUCCCAAGCUUUACUACCUAUUCUUGUCAUCCUAAGCAGAUGGCCUAUACCUACACCAAGACCCCUCGAUCCUCCAAUUUCUCCCCUCAUCAACGCACUAAUCAACCUCGACUUUGAAUCGAAGGAAAGUGUCUCCACCCUCUUUCCCAAAUCCACACCAAACAUCUACGUUGACCGGUUACUCGACCUCCUAGACCAAGCAACGAAAACCUACACUGACGACGAACUCGAACACUCUGUUUCCCCACUAGUCACACUCCUCAGAAAGCUCUAUGAAGUCGCCCCCGACGACACUAAGGAACAAAUGCGGAAGUCCAUCCUCCCAUCUUCGGUAGACAGACAAAAGCCGCUUGGAAGGGCCGAGACACUCGCCUCACGACUUCUUCGCCUCGCUACCAACCCCGCGACCCCACAACUCCGCGAAUGCACAUCUAGCCUACAAUUCGACAUGAGCGACAAAGAUGCGAGGACCUUCGUUCAGAAUGUCGGUUAUGGCUUCGCCGCCGGGUUUUUAUUCGGGCAUAAUGUACCAAUUCCAGAGAAUGCUCUAGAAGCGUGGAGUACGAGUGGGGGCGAGACUAGCGGUGCGACGGCGAGCCAGGAAAGUCGCGGUCUUGAGGGGAAGGUCAAUCUAAUCACAGGCCAGUUCCUAGAUAUGGAGGAGAAAGUCGAGAUUAACAUGACGGAGGAGGAGAAAGAGAGAGAGGCAGAGCGGCUGUUUGUUCUUUUUGAGAGGUUAAAGAAGACGGGCGUAAUGAAUGUACAGAAUCCUGUACAGACUGCUCUGCAGGAAGGCAGAUUCGAGGAGCUACCCGAUGAUGCGGACUCUGAUUAG
Molecule: messenger RNA, 1503 nt
Organism: Venustampulla echinocandica
Lineage: Eukaryota; Fungi; Ascomycota; Leotiomycetes; Helotiales; Pleuroascaceae
Exons: 5
Coding region: 1-1503 (500 amino acids)
Biological process (GO): G protein-coupled receptor signaling pathway
Cellular component (GO): cytoplasm
Molecular function (GO): guanyl-nucleotide exchange factor activity; G-protein alpha-subunit binding
Source: RefSeq, a predicted model, not a curated record